This is a messenger RNA of Fonsecaea multimorphosa CBS 102226, 921 nucleotides long. RefSeq lists its product as uncharacterized. The record is from RefSeq and is a predicted model, not a curated record. NCBI's taxonomy places the organism in Eukaryota, Fungi, Ascomycota, Eurotiomycetes, Chaetothyriales, Herpotrichiellaceae. The transcript has a single exon. Gene Ontology annotation, cellular component: peroxisome. The coding region runs from base 1 to 921 and encodes 306 amino acids.
AUGGAUGAAAAAACCGAGUCCCGACGAAGAAGUCGCCUCGAGAAGAUCGAGGCCGCAAAGCAAAAGCGUGGUGAGCCAGCCAUCUACUCAUACACCAACCGCGAAGUCCUCCUCUACAAUAUCAGCCUUGGCUCGACUGUGUCCGAACUCUCCCUGGUUUACGAGGGCCAUCCGAAGUUUCAUGUGCUUCCGACUUUCGGAGUGGUAGUGGCAGCGGCCGCCAAGUUGCCAUUCAGAGCGGAGGAGUUUCUCCCUAAUUUCAAUCCGCACAAGGUCUUGGCCGGAGAGCACUAUUUGGAAAUCCUACAAUACCCUGUGCCAACUGAAGGUUCUCUCGUGGCGACCAGUCGGCUUGUCGAGGUGCUGGAUAAGGGCAAGGACGCCAUCAUCAGACAUGAAACCCACAUUGUUGACGGCGUGACCGGGAAGCCAGUCUUUUACAGCGAAAAAACGUCCUUCUGCGUUGGCUGUGGCGGCUUCGGCGGACGGCGGAAAUCUGGCGCCCACCGUCCAGCCACCGACAGCAACCUCGUCCCUAGUCGUCAGCCCGACAAAGUGCAGCACGAACAGACGUCGCAAGAACAGUCAAUCCUAUAUCGGCUGUUCGGUGAUCGGAGUCCCCUGCACAUAGACCCUGAGACGGCAAUUGCGUCGGGGUAUCCCGUACCAAUCUUGCACGGCCUCUUGCUGUUUGGCAUCGCCGGCAAGCAUAUAUUGAGAUCGUAUGGCUACUUUCGAGCCAUCAAAGUCCGUUUUUCUGGCCCGGCUCUCCCUGGCGAAACCUUGGUCACAGAGAUGUGGCGACAAGGCAGCAAGGUCCUCUUCCAGGUGCGGGUAAAAGAGACUGGGAAGCUGUGCAUAUCAAACGCAGCCGCAGAGUUGGUGUCACAGGAUUCGUGUAAGAUAGACUCGAGGCUGUGA